AUGACGGAGAAGGCGCCAGACGCGAGCUGGGCGGAGGCCGUGGAGAAGGAGAAGCCCGUUGCGGCCGAAGCGGCGCCAGCGGGGGCGCCGGAUGCAGCGGCCAAGGCGCCCCCUGCCGCGGGAGUCGACGACGACGGCCCGCCGCCGGGGUUCGGGUCGCCGAAGGCUUCCGGCACGGACACGAAGCUCGCGGGCGGGAUCGACAAGCUGAAAGUCGAGGAGGGCGCGGAGGCGGAGUCGAAGAAGGUCGAGGUGUCCGAGGGCACGACGGAGGGCCAGGCCCACCUGUAUCGCUCGGAGCUCCGCUGGGAGGACCUCAACCUCUCGGAGGACCUCCUGAAGGGCCUGUAUAAGGAAAUGGGUUUUGAGCGGCCGUCAAAGAUCCAGGCGCAAGCCCUCCCGCUGCUCCUGCACCCGCCGUACAAGAACCUCAUCGCGCAGGCGCACAACGGGUCCGGGAAGACGACGUGCUUCGUCGUCACGAUGCUCGCGCGCGUGGACCCCGCACUGGCGAAGCCGCAGGCGCUGUGCGCGUGCCCCACGCGGGAGCUGGUCGUGCAGAACCUCGAGAUCGUCCGGCUGAUCGGGAAGCACAUGGGCGGCGUGCGGGCGAUCUCCACGGCCGAGGCGGACGGCAUGGAGCGGUUCAAGACGCGCCGCCCGCCGCCGAUCGACGAGCAAAUCGUCGUGGGCACGCUCGGGCGGCUGCGCACGUGGUCCUCGCAGCUGCGGUGCCUCUCGUUCGAGGACAUCCGCGUGCUGGUCUUCGACGAGGCGGACCAGAUGCUUGGGCUCGAGGGACAGGGCAUGGACUCGGCGCGCAUGCUGAGCGACAUUCGCCGCAAGAGCAAGGACUUCCAGAUGCUGCUGUUCAGCGCGACGUUCACGGACACGGUCAUGCAGGUCGCGGAGCGCGAGAUCCGCGGCUCCGGGCGGCCCUAUGAGACGAUUGUGGUGAAGAAGGAGGAAUUGAGUCUCGACGUAAUCAAACAAUUCAAGGUUCGGUGCCCGGCGGACCCCGCGGCGGGCGCCGGCCCCGAGGACGCGAAGAUCAAGUUCCUCAAGGACAUCUUCCCGCUCGCGGAAAACCUGUGCCAGACGGUGGUGUUCGUGCGCGAGAAGGUCAUCGCAGACAGGCUCGCGGCGCAGCUCAAGGCGGACGGGUACAGCGUGUCGAACCUGCACGGCGGGUUCGAGAAGAGCCAGCGCGACCAGAUCGUCAAGUCGUUCAAGGACGGCCAAACCAAGAUCCUCAUCACCACGGACGUGCUUGCGCGCGGGUUCGACGUGUCGGCGAUCUCGCUGGUGAUCAACUUCCACCUGCCCACGGAGGGCCGCAACCGCGUCCCGGCGCCGGAGACGUACCUGCACCGCAUCGGGCGUUCGGGCCGGUUCGGCAAGAAGGGCGCGGCGUUCAAUUUGCUGCUUGACGAUGCGGAGGCCGCGGCGCUCGGGGUCAUCGAGCGGCACUUCAACCACCCGAUCAAGGAGGUGAAGUGCGACGACGAGGACUCGAUCCAGGAGAUCCUCAAGGAGGCGGGGCUGGCCUAG
Molecule: messenger RNA, 1551 nt
Organism: Pedinophyceae sp. YPF-701
Lineage: Eukaryota; Viridiplantae; Chlorophyta; Pedinophyceae
Source: the annotation of a GenBank genome assembly